AUGCGUCGGAGGAGUUGGGGAAGGAGCCCUUCCCCAACUAUCAGGCUAGCUGUGGGCGCUUUUUGCCUAAUUAAUUUGUUAGAUUCUAUAUUGUUUACUCAUAACCCCACUUGGGAUGAUUGUCAGCAGCUAUUGCAGGUUUUGUUCACCACUGAAGAAAAAGAGAGAAUCUUGAUCGAGGCCAGGAAAAAUGUGCCCAGAGACAAUGGGCAGCCAACAACGCUUCAGAAUUUAAUUGACGCUGGGUUCCCGUUAUCUUGUCCUGGUUGGAAUUUUGAGCAACCAGAAGGUAAGGAGCAUCUCCAAAAGUACCGCCAGAUUCUAAUGGCUGGUCUCUGAGCAGUGGCAAAGAAGCCGACUAAUUUGGCCAAGGUAAACUCAGUCAGGCAGGGGCCGACAGAGAGCCCUGCAGCAUAUCUAGAGAGGUUGAUGGAAGCGUUUAGACUGUAUACCCCUACGGAUCUGCAAGCCGAUGAGAGUAGAGCAGCAGUGGUCCUAUCUUUUGUAAACCAAGCAGCCCCUGAUAUCAGAAGAAAGCUUCAGAAGAUAGAUAGAUUAGGUGAGCAGACCCUACAGGACUUAAUGAAAGUAGCAGAAAAGGUGUAUAAUACUAGAGAAACCCCAGAAGAAAGGGAGGAAAGAAUACGGAGGGAGGAAGGAGCAUUCCAAGCUAAAGAGAAUAAACAAAAUCAGAAGGAGUUAGCAAAAAUUUUCUUUGCUGGAGCUCAGAGGGACAUAGGGAAAGGGAGAGGAAGGAGACCAGACCAACAUGACAGGCCCCACCGAGACCCACCCCUGGCCCUGAACCAAUGUGCAUUUUGCAAAGGGACUGGACACUGGAAGAAUGAAUGCCCAAAGAAAGAGAACAAAAAAUAUGAAAAGCCUGCUCCUGUUAGAACGUUGGUGGCAGGCGAGGACAGUGACUAGGGGAGACGGGACUCAGAACCCCUCCCUGAGUCUUGGGUAACCUUGAAGGUGGAGGGGAAGCCAGUAAAGUUCCUGGUAGAUACAGGGGCUCAGUACUCCAUCCUCAAUAAGAAGGAAGGAACGAUUUCUUCAAAAACUAGCCUGGUCCAGGGGGCAACAGGGGUGAAGCGGUAUCAUUGGACAACGCAGCAACAAGUGAACCUGGGAAUUAAACAAGUGUCCCAUUCAUUCUUAAUUGUACCUGACUGUCCUGCACCGCUGUUAGGAAGAGACUUAUUAUCCAAAGCCCAAGCCCAUAUAUUCUUUCACAAAAAUGGUGUCCAGGUUACUGAUGGGGAAGGUUCCCCUCUACACAUCCUGACAGUCACCUUACACGAUGAAUACUGCUUGUAUAAAGAUGUAGAAGACCAACAUGCAAGCCUAACGGAUAUGGUUCUGUGGCUGGAAGAGUUUCCCCAAGCCUGGGCAGAGACUGGAGGAAUUGGACUGGCGAAACAUCGACCACCCAUUAUUGUGGACUUAAAACCCUCUGCCAUACUGGUAAGAGUCCUACAGUAUCCCAUGCCCAGGGAAGCCUGGGAAGGCAUAUAACCCCAUAUCCAGCGGCUGUUAUGGGAAGGGGUACUAAAGAGGUGCUGGUCUGCAUUGAAUACACCCCUCCUACCACUGAAAGAAACUGGGGGGGGGGAAUACUGGUCGGUGCAGGAUCUGAGGGAGGUAAAUCGCCGAGUUGAAGACAUACAUCCCACAGUCCCUAACCCUUACAUGCUGCUCAGCAAUCUUCCUCCAGAUCAUGUGUGGUAUACUACCCUGGACUUGAAGGAUGCUUUCUUUAGCCUUCCCCUAGCCCCGCAGAGUCAAGACAUUUUUGCCUUUGAAUGGUUUGACAAAUCGGAUAAAGUCCUCGGCCAGCUGACCUGGACAAGGUUGGUCCAAGGGUUCAAGCACUCGCCUACUUUGUUUAACGAGGCCUUGAGUGAUGACUUACAUGUGUACCGGGGUCAAAACCCGCAAGUAACUUUACUACAAUAUGUGGAUGACUUGUUAAUAGCAGCCCCCGACCGGGCAGGGUGCCUUGAAGCAACCAGGAAACUGCUCACCACUCUGGGAGAGCUGGGGUAUCGAGCUAGUGCCAAGAAAGCUCAGAUAGCUAAGCCAGAAGUCACAUACUUGGGGUACAAGUUGAGAGCUGGGCAGAGGUGGCGCACUGAAGCCAUGAAACAGACUAUCCUACAGAUUCCCUGACCCACAAGCCCGAGGCAGAUAAGAGAAUUUUUAGGAACAAUAGAUUAUUGCCGGCUGUGGAUUUUAGAUUUCGCCACAAAAGCGAAGUCACUCUAUGAGCUCAGUAGAGAAGGGUCAGAGUGGAACUGGACUCCAGAGAGGGACUCAGCUUUUAAAGAACUUAAGGAAGCACUCCUUAAAGCCCCAGCAUUCACAUUACCUGACCCCACUAAACCAUUUCAUCUGUUUGUCGAUGAGAAAAAAGGAAUAGCCAAGGGGGUCCAAAUACAACAACAGGGGCCAUGGAGGAGGCCAGUAGCAUACCUCUCAAAGAAAUUGGAUCUAGUAGCAGCAGGAUGGCCCCCUUGUUUGAGAAUUAUUGCUGCCACCGCUCUGCUUGUUAGAGAUGCAGAUAAGUUAACCCAUGGACAGACUUUGAAAGUAACCACUCCCCAUGCCAUUGAAGGAGUGCUCAAACAGCCUCCGGGGAAAUGGAUAACCGACACCAGAUUAACUCCUUAUCAGAGUCUAUUACUUGACACUCCAAGGGUACAAUUCUUAGCUCCAACAGUUUUAAACCCCACCACCCUGUUGCCUAACCCUGACCUAGAUAAGCCUCUGCAUGACUGCUCAGAAAUACUCACAGAGGUAAAUAUGGUCACAAAGGACUUGCAAGACUGCCCGUUGGAAAACAGUGACUUCAUCUGGUUCACGGAUGGAAGCAGUUUCACACAGGAUGGACUAAGGUAUGCAGGGGCUGCGGUGGUAGACAACUGGGAGGAAAUUAUUUGGGCCGAUGCUUUACCGCCAGGAAUUUCUGCUCAGAAAACUGAACUUAUUGCCCUGAUGGAAGCAUUGGAAAGGGCAGAAGGAAAGAGGCUAACAGUCUAUACUGACAGCCUGUACGCGUAUGUGGCUCUUCAUAUACAUGGCGCCAUCUACCGGGAGUGUGGAUUCAGAAACACAGAAGGAAGAGAAAUAAAGAACCAGACAGAAAUCCUUCGCUUGUUGUCAGCUGUGACCCAGCUGUGAAUGGUAGCGGUGGUUCACACCCCGGGACAUCAGAGGGGACACUCCCUUGAAGCAAGAGGCAACUGAGCAGCGGACCAGGCAGCUAAGAGAGCUGCCCUCCAAACGGUAGAAAGAAUGAACAGAACCCUAAAGGAGACCCUAUCUAAAUUGGCAAUAGAAACUGGCAGAGACUGGGUGACCCUCCUUCCCUUUGCGCUCUACCGGGCUAGGAAUACCCCGUACACGCUGAAUCUGACCCCAUUUGAAAUAAUGUAUGGGACGCCACCCCGUAUUAUUUCCAACCUGGAAAAAUGUCCCAAUGACUUGUCAAAAGAUUUAAUCUUGGGGAUGAAAACUCUCCAAAUAAUUCAGAAGGAAUUAUGGCCCAAACUCCGAGCCAUAUAUGAAGGUCCUCUUAGUGAACAGGGAAUUGACCAUGGGAUUGAACUGGGAGAUUGGGUACGGGUAAAGAGGCACCAGAAAAAAACACUGGAACCUAAAUGGAAAGGACCUUAUGUUGUUGUUCUUGUAACCCCCACUGCCCUAAAGGUAGACAGAAUCAGCGCCUGGGUACAUCACUCUCACGUCAGGAAGGCUAACUCACCGGAACAGCAGUCAGCACGAACAAACUGGAGAGCACAUUCAGAUCCUGAGAACCCGUUGAAAAUAAGAUUGACUCAAAACAAUGAGGACUGA
Orycteropus afer afer is the source of this 3858-nucleotide messenger RNA. The record is from RefSeq and is a predicted model, not a curated record. NCBI's taxonomy places the organism in Eukaryota, Metazoa, Chordata, Mammalia, Tubulidentata, Orycteropodidae.